AUGCUUGUGGUCCUGCUCACUGUGUCCUUGCUGGUCCUGAGCUCAGUUUUGAGCUCAGAUGAAGAGGUUGAGGACUCAGGUGAGUUCCUAGUCCUAGCUCAGAAGCCACAUGGACCACCUCAUGGAGGACGACCACCCAGACCUCCUGCUGGUAAUGGAUCAGAGUUUCAUCCACCACAGCCUGAAGGACCACCAGAAGGAGGAAAUCAGUCACAACCUGGUCCUCCACACCCACAAGGACCACCACAGGGAGGAAACAACAGUGAGUUCCUGCUUCUAGCUCAGAAGUCCCAUGGACCACCUCAUGGAGGACGACCACCCAGACCUCCUGCUGGUAAUGGGUCAGAGCCUCAUCCACCACAACAUGAAGGACCACCAGAAGGAGGAAAUCAGUCACAACCUGGUCCUCCACACCCACAAGGACCACCACAGGGAGGAAACAACAGUGAGUUCCUGCUUCUAGCUCAGAAGUCCCAUGGACCACCUCAUGGAGGACCACCACCCAGACCUCCUGCUGGUAAUGGGUCAGAGCCUCAUCCACCACAACAUGAAGGACCACCAGAAGGAGGAAAUCAGUCACAACCUGGUCCUCCACACCCACAAGGACCACCACAGGGAGGAAACAACAGUGAGUUCCUACUUCUAGCUCAGAAGUCCCAUGGACCACCUCAUGGAGGACGACCACCCAGGCCUCCUGCUGGUAAUGGGUCAGAGCCUCAUCCACCACAACAUGAAGGACCACCACAGGGAGGAAAUCAGUCUUGGCCUCGCCCAACUCCACCUGAAUGA
Messenger RNA from Castor canadensis (American beaver), 789 nucleotides. The record is from RefSeq and is a predicted model, not a curated record. Lineage: Eukaryota; Metazoa; Chordata; Mammalia; Rodentia; Castoridae.